This is a messenger RNA of Cloeon dipterum, 1801 nucleotides long. RefSeq lists its product as uncharacterized. The coding region runs from base 168 to 1307 and encodes 379 amino acids. The transcript is spliced from 9 exons. Lineage: Eukaryota; Metazoa; Arthropoda; Insecta; Ephemeroptera; Baetidae. The record is from RefSeq and is a predicted model, not a curated record.
AAUUCUGAUCGGAAUGAAGGUGGCGGUGUGAGGGGAGCGCGGCCAGGUAUAAGAGCGUCGCCCCACCAGUGCAGGUCCUAAGUUUCGCUCUCACUCGACGCCUGCCCUCGUCCAGGUGAACACGCAUCGAUCCUCAGCCGCUCCACGCAACACACACCGCCGCUGCCAUGAGGACGUGGGUUCUGAGCGCCGUCUGCCUGCUGGCGCUGGCCGCCCUGGCCGCCGCUCUCCCGAGGCCACUCGACGACCCCAAGGAGUCGACGCCAGCGCAGCAGCAGACGGACGAUCUCAGACACAAGAGGACCAUCGGCUUCCUCAGGAGUUACUUCCCCUCGCUGACCGAGAUUUUGGACCGCAAGAUCCAGACGAUCACGCGCUUCCUGUUCCGGCUGAUCGGGCGGCUGGUGCUGGGCGGCGCCGACAACGGCGGCGGCGGCGGCGGCACCGACGCGUCCUCCUCGGGGGGCGCGGGGGCGUCGUCGUCGGGAGGCGCCGGUAACGGGCGCCGCAUCAGCAUCACGCUGCCCACGUACCCGCCGGGCCUCGACGACGAGGACGAAGAGGAGGACGAAGACGACAACGAGACCGCCGCGUCCGCCAACGACGUCGACGCCAACGCCACCUCCGCAGGGCCGGAGGAAGUGAAGAACCGCGUGGUGCGCGCUACCGCCGAGGAACCUCUGGAGGCGGAGAAGGAGGGGAAGGAGGACCAGGACGCGGCCGCCGACGACCAGGACGCGCGUGACAAACGCUUCCUCUUUGGUUUCGGCAGGCAGAGCGAGGAGGGCGGCCAGGGUAGCGGCGGCGGCUCAGGCAACUUCCUCUUCGACCUGAUCAGGGACACGGCGACGCGGACGGCCAGGGCGGCUGGCGGCUUUUACAGGAUGGUGGCCGGCACGGACGGUGAAGAGGGGGACAAGCAGGCCAUCCGCUACAGCCCGUGGCUCAACGGCAAGAAGGAUGAGGAGCCGGAGACGGCCGCGUCCCACCUCUCGCUCGGACUCAGCGGCAAGGCGUCGCUCAUCGCCGGAUCUGGCGCGACCGAAGAUGUGAACGACCACGCGACGACAGGACCCUCUGCGCCGUCCUAUUACUCGACCGGCGCCGCUGCGGCGAUCGCCGAGACCCCCGAGGUCGACGCCAAGGAGGACGGCUACACGAGCGGCAUCCCUGGCCCCAUCACGCGCCUAUUCGUCAUCGCCAACCGUGGCAUCUCCAACCUCGUCCAGGACCUCAUCCUUCGUUUGGCGCAAACCAGCGAGAGGAUAGUGAACUUCAAGGCCCGUCUGAUCACGUCCAUCAUCUAAGAAGGGAAACGAGAAGGAAAGAAAAGAGCAGUCGUCAAGUUUGUUCUCUCGAUUUAUUCGUUCGGCCGACAUGCUUCAAUCAAUCAUUUUAAAAUCGCCACUUGACACGGCUCUGUCGCGUCCAAAGGACCUGACUCAGGGCCUUUGCACUCGAAUGUGAUAUUUCUUACGUUGUUUACGACGACGGAAGGUGCGCGUUUCUUCUGUAAUUUUGCCUUUCUCCUCUCUUACUCUCUCUCUCUAUCGCUGUAUCUGUAUCUGUCUGUCUCGUGUGUGUAAAUUAUUAUUUUAUUUUCCUACCGUUUUUCGCACUGCUUUAAGAUUAUGUAUCAUUUACGUGUAUAAUACUGCUGCUGCUUAACUAAUUCUCACGCGUCUGUAGCGAGUACGAGUGUUUUCGAUGUAAGUAGACUUAAGACAGCCGCUCAACCAUGAACCAAUCGGACACAAUCAAUAAAUAGAAAAAUAAAAACUCGUGUGCUUACCCCCCGAAA